Pygocentrus nattereri (red-bellied piranha) is the source of this 4722-nucleotide messenger RNA. Its product is annotated as trichohyalin. NCBI's taxonomy places the organism in Eukaryota, Metazoa, Chordata, Actinopteri, Characiformes, Serrasalmidae. The coding region runs from base 51 to 3449 and encodes 1132 amino acids. The transcript is spliced from 30 exons. The record is from RefSeq and is a predicted model, not a curated record.
UCGGCAUUUCUCUCUCCGGCGGGACUGAAGCGGCUCCGAGACACACCGUUAUGGAAGCUGGAAACCAUGAAGGAGCUGUGGAUGAGGCUGAAGACACAGAUGAGCUGCUUUGUACUGACGUGGACGGAGAGACGGUCAGUGAGUUUAGUCUUAGUGCGCCUGCUCUUCCCCGAGACCAUUGUGAUCUCCUGCUGGAUGCCCUCGAUGCUCAUCUCAGCCGUCUACAGACUCACAGUCAUGGCCAAGUGAAUGGAGGCAAGAGCAAGACGGAGGCUGUCCUGGGUGCAGUAUCUCUCAACAGGAGUAACUCUGCGAGUAAAGACACUGGCCUGGGCAGCACUGUCCCUUCCACCAAUAAAGCCACCUCUACCCCGGAUGGGUCCAAUUCAGAUCAUCCAGAUCUGUCCCUAGUGGAGGUCAGCAGAGGCAGGAUGGAGCCAGCUGGGCAGCAACAGGACAUCAAUGAGGAGCAUAUUGGAUUGUGUACAACCCCCUCGUGGCAGACAGGGAGAGCUAGAGGAUCUUGGGACUCCAAGAGUGAGCAGUGUCUCUGGAGGUUGGAAAAACUGCUGGGGAGUAGCACUAAGCAGGUAGGAGUGAAGGAGCAGGAGGUGGAAGAGGAGGACAGCGUGUGCACAGAAGACUUCAGCGCAAGAUUCAGAGAGGAGAUGCUGGAACCUCAAGAGCCGAAUGCGGGUGGAGCAGGCAAUGUUUCAGAUGCUGCCGUCAUCAGCAGCAGCGACACCGGACGCCUAAUUCAAUCACAGAUCAUCCAGAACCAGAACACAGUCCAGAAUCUCAGGGGAACGUCAUGCACCAGACACCUUGCAGGAGUUCCCAUGAGGAGUUUUGACUUGGUCACUAUAGACAGCGAUCUGGACUCGGUGCGCACAGAGCGAGUACGACAGCAUCUACAGAGAACUCAAAACAACAGGACAGCACUGGAGACGUUCGUACAGAGUGGAUCCUGCGCAAGAAGACUAAAAAACACACAACGAUCUGAAAACCAAACACUCAGCUCUGAUGAGGAAGGAGCAGUUGGAGAAGAGAGCAUUGAAUGUGUAAGAUGUUACAGGUCACUGAGAGGUAAAGGCAGCGUCCAGAGAAGAGAAAAAAAGUACCAAAGCAGGAGAAACAAGUCCACUACCUCAACACCCUCUACCACUAGCAAAGAAAAACAGGAUGACAAACUCAGAACAGAAUCCAAUGACAUGGAACUGUCGCUUGUUGGACUUCAGCAGCAAAAAGCGACUGCGGUGAGGGUAGUGGAGAGACUGAGGGAGGAGGUGGAGGAAGCGGAGAGAGAGAGACACACACUGCAGCUCUGCGUCACUCAAACCAGAACUCACGCUCAGCUCCUCCGGAGUGAGCUACACAAACUCCAGGCUGAGAGGGACUUGUGUGUGAAGGAGUUCAGGGCCCUACAGGAGGACCAGGCUGCCUUACAGAGACACACAACCGCUUGUUACUACGCCUCCAGUCCUCACAAGCGUAUGAACAGCAGCUGUGUGUCUGUGUUGGAGAGGGAGGAGAUGGAACGUCUGCUGGACAGCACCAAAUCAGAGCUGUUCUCAGAACAACGGCGGUUCAGGAAGAAACUGGACUCCGUUCAGGAGAGACUAGAGGAGGUGACUCAGGAGCUGGAGCAGAGGGAGGAGGAGAGCAGGAGCCUCAGAGAGAAAUGCUCCGAGCUGGAAGAGAAACUGACCGCAGCCAUCAAACACAGGGACGAGCUACAGCAAUCUGUACAGAGUGAACGAGUAGAGCAGGGGGACAGGCUGGGGGCUCUGGAGAAGAUCAUUGCACAGAAGGAGCUGCUCCUGCUGGGCAUACAGGAGGAGAAGAGCUCCCUUCAGACAGAGCUCACUGCCGUCAGAGAGGAGAACAGGGCUAAGCUCACAGCAGCACUGGCACAAGCACGGAAAGAGAAGGAGGAGGAAACUGAGCGGCUGAAGGUUCAGUUGACUCAGACUCAUGAGCACGAGCUACAGAUGGUUCGUUCUCAGGGACAUGAGUCCAAAGCAGAAGCCCUCAGAGAGCAAGCUCUUACCCACACUCGCAACACUGAGUCCCUACAGAGCUGCAUUCAGGUGAAGGAGCAGGAGGUGAAGAGACUGCAGGAGUCUCUUAAGCAACAGCAGGAGGUGCUAAGGAGGCGAGAGGUGGAGCUGAGAGGAGAGGCUCAUGAACAGGUGCAGAAGGCAGUGGAGCAAGAGCAGGGUAAGUUUGAGGAGCAGGUGCAGGACUUGGAGAGGAGAUGGAGAGCAGAUGUGGAGAGAGAGAGGAGGAAUGCGUUGGCUCUGCAGAACAAGGUUCUGGAGAUGCAGACGCGGGUAGAAGAGCUGGAGAGUGAAGCAUCUGUGCAGACGGUGAGGCUCAGAGCUCUGAGAGACGAGCACCAGGUGGAGUUACAGAGACUGAACAGGCAGCUGAAACAGGAGGCUGAGAGUGAGGCUGCACGUCUGAAACAAAGUGUGAAACAGUCAGAGAAGCAGCUCCAGGGCCUGAAAUCGGCGCUUGCUGAGUGUGAGCGGGUCCACCAGGGGGCAGCAGAGAGACAGGAGUGGCAGAACUCAGCCUGGGUUCAGGAUAUACACACAGAGUGCAUGUGUCUACAGGAGCUGCUCACACACAAUGGCCUGAGUGUGGAUACCAAACACCUCUCACACAGUGCUACAGUGAGCGAGGCCGUGCAGGCGCUGCAGUCUCUCAGAAAACCUCUCCAGCAGCUCAUCAUCAGCCUGCAGACUCGCAUCAGCUCACUCACUCACGCCAACCAGCAGAUCAGCGCAGAGAAGGAGCUUCAGAGGGACCAGUUGACGGCAGAUAAGGAGAGAGCUCUGAAUGCGUUAAAGGAGAAACUCAUACAGGAGCACAUAGAAGAGCUGAGCAGUAUGAGUUGGGUGCGGCUGGGUGAGGAUGAUGAUGGUCUGCGCAGGCAGCUGCAGGCUAAAGAUGAAGAGCUGCGGCAGGUGCAGAGAAACAUGGCGAAGUGGAAGGAGAAAACAACCAAACGCCUCGCCCAGAAGUUUGAGGAGGAGCUCAGCACUGAGCUGGAGAGAUGGAAGGUAGACUGGAUAAGGAAAAGGAGAGUCUCCAAAACCAAGUUGGAGCCACAACGGAGACUGGAGCUGCUUGAGGGAGAGAUGAGACACUUGACUCGGAACUACAAAGACCAAACAGACGUGGCAUCUGCUUCUUCUGCUAUUGUCCCAGACUUGGCAAGCACUCCCAGUGGCCACGACCUGGCUUCAUACAAGCUACUACGGCACCUCCAGAGCCGUAUCCAUCAGCUCCAGGCAGACAACCAGACUCACCCACCCAGCCCUGUGCAUCCCAAGGGGGUCCGAGAAGCUGGAGACUUGGCAGGGUCCUACCUUGAAACUAUUGCUCCAGUGCAGGAACGUUAUGUGUCACAGCGCUCCAGCGUGAGGACAGCACCCAGUUAACCACCCCCAACUCUGGCCUGGACAUUGACCCCUCUGACUCCAUAAUACCACCUUUUGUCGAGCUGGGUCAUUCUAGCUGUACAGCAGCAAAUCAUUUCCAGUGACUCUGCAGGCUGUGGUGUUCUGUAAAGGCACCCUUGGGCCUGUCUUCAAAGAAAAGAAGCAGGUGUUUUACAGCUGGACUGAAAGUGGAACGAUGAGCGUUCUUCACCAGCUCUGAAAAAAGUGCCCCUUGCCCUGGGUGGUGUUGUUUAAGCAAGUUAGCUGCUGCAGAUUAAACUAGUUAUUAAUGCCUUUAUUACACUUAUAUCUCAAUGGUGCUACAAGCUCUGAAGCCCCUCCAGCCAUUAUUUAUCUUUUCAUUCAUUUGGACCAAUUACUGUAGACUGUUAAAAUCAUUUUAAGACUAUAUUCUUAAAAAUAAAGGUGCCAAAACGGGUUCUUUGGAGUGAUAUCAUAGAAGAACCUUAAAGAAACCUCAAGAACUUUUCAGUUCAUGGCACAUUUUCCUUCCGGGAUGGUCUCAGAGCAUUUCCUCUCGAUGAUCAAAUUUUAUUGGCUAACAUUUUUUUCCUAACCCACUGGUGCACAGUGACGUAAUCGGUAAUCAGAAUAUGUUUAAGAUGCGGGAAUCAGUCGCUGCAAUCAAAGAUUAUGAGAAUUCUGCCGUAUACACUUGGAAAUAAAGGUGGUAUGCAGGUACAUCUUUCGCUUAUCAAAGUACAAGCAAUAUAAAUGUACCCUCAAACGUACAACAGUGGUUUUGAGGUCCAGUUGUGCACUUUAAAUGUUUUUCCAGGUUAAAAGUACAUAUUUCUACCUUUUUCAUAACCGAAUGUUUUAAAACAGAACAGUAAAAUAAAGCCUGGAGGCAAGACGAGGUGUGUGGAGUCAGUACAGCUUAGAAAAUAUCAUUUUAUUAUAUUAUUAUGGUUCAAUUAUGUUCCAUGGCUAAAGGUAUGGAGAUGUACCCUUGAGGGGACCACCCCAGCGACACAAGGGGUACAGCCCCAGCGACAGUUUACUAUUUGUAUUUCUGAGAGUGUAAGUGGUAAGAUGAUAGACAUUAGAUUUUGUGAAAAUCUUAAUUUUUUUUCAUUUAAGGAACCCCCACAUCAUUUAAAACUUCUACACUGAUACAAUUUUACCUAGAAAUGUACAUCCAAGCCAAAAAAAACAUCACGGAAUGUUUGUUUUCAAGGAUGCACUUAUUGAUCAUUACACUUACAAUGCAUUUUUUUUGCUAAAUAAAUGCAAAUGUAAACUUCCAAAA